GAAGAGCUACUUCCUGUUCUUCGAGACGGGCUGCGCCAAGCACCUCUGCGUCCGCACGGAACGCUUGGAGGUCCAAUCCGUUUUCAAAGUUCCGGCCAGCGAGCUCCACACCGUGUGGCUGAUUACUGGCUUGGCCUUUGCUUGGGCCACCCUCUUGCUGACUGCACUCCAGCUGAAGCAGUGGAUGACACCAGUUUUUGGCGGACUGCCAGCGGAGCGCGGGCACUCCAUUGCCCGUCUGACGGCCAUUGUGCUGCUCCUCCCGGCCACAUACGGCGUGUGCGCCGCUGGAGCCCUGCGGGUGAUAACGACGAACAGGGAGGACACCUGGACAGCUGAAGCGCUGCUGGACGUUGCAGAACUCUUCUCUGCAAUCGCAUUGUACUCUUUCCAGCGGCUCCUCAUUGUGUACGUGGACGUUCUUCAUGCAGACUCACCGAAGGCGGAUGUCAAGGUGGAGCCCGACCAGAUUCGCCACAGCUUCCAGAAAGUCAUGUCCGUGGGCAUCCAGCAGUACGUUGUGUUGCAGUUCGGUUGCAACUCGAUCCUGGUGGCUGUCAAGGCUUGGGAUUGGCUGCACCCAAGCUCCUGCGAGGAUGCCCUCCAAGGCAUGAUGCAGUACGUCUUUCCACGGCACAACAUCAGCCUGGCGAUAAACGAGGCAAAGCUGCGAGACACCAUCCACACGAGGACAAGCUCCUUGGCAUGCGAGGAUGUCUGGAAUGCUACCUCCUUGCUUAUGGUUGUGGCGGACUUCUUCACCUGCAGCAUCGCGCUUUUCGCGGUCCUGCAGUACGAGCAUGCCUUCAAUGAUGCGCUGCGACCGGUUCGGCCGUUCUGGAAGUUCUGGGGCGUGAAAGGGCCUCUCGGAUGCAUCAGUUACAUAAGAACGAGUACAUGUAUACUUUGCAUUCCGCAACCACACCUACACACAUACAGAUAUCUCAACACACAUCUGUGUGUGGGCAGCGUUUUCAGUUCGGCAUGCUACUUUUGGUGCUGUGACUGUUGGGGGGACACGGGCACCAGACAGAGAUGCAUACAAGAUGUGUGGUUGUGUGCGUGUGUGGGCGUACGCGCGCGCGCGCGUGUCUCUACACAAACCUGA
This is a messenger RNA of Symbiodinium necroappetens, 1108 nucleotides long. Lineage: Eukaryota; Dinophyceae; Suessiales; Symbiodiniaceae. The record is from the annotation of a GenBank genome assembly.